AUGCAUCAUAGCGGGAUUAAUCUUAAAUGCAACGUAACUGCUCGUGCCUGGACUUUGAUUGGUCCAACUGGAGUUACCGUCAACGAUUGUGAAGCCGUCUGCGAUCCUACCUUUAUUAUGGCGGUAACAGUACUAAACCCUCAUAAUCCAAUCAAUAACAUUAUUUCCGGAGAAUUAAGAUCCGCAAUAAAGAAAGACAUCUUGUCAGCCUUUUUCACGGUCAAAGCUACUUCACUUACACCCAAUCCUUCCGUUGAUGGUGUCUGGUUUAGAUCUUUCACUUUUGUGAGAUAUUAG
Messenger RNA from Diversispora eburnea, 297 nucleotides. The record is from the annotation of a GenBank genome assembly. NCBI's taxonomy places the organism in Eukaryota, Fungi, Glomeromycota, Glomeromycetes, Diversisporales, Diversisporaceae.